Molecule: messenger RNA, 844 nt
Organism: Helianthus annuus (common sunflower)
Lineage: Eukaryota; Viridiplantae; Streptophyta; Magnoliopsida; Asterales; Asteraceae
Exons: 3
Coding region: 71-628 (185 amino acids)
Source: RefSeq, a predicted model, not a curated record
AUCAUUAAAAAAAUAUAAAGAACACAAAUUAAAUUUUCUAGCUAGCUAUUUGUGUUCUUAGUUAUCAUAAAUGGAUUCGUUCAAGAUCUUUUUCGUUUGUGGUGUUAUUUUCACCUUAUCAAUCGAAACCACGCUAGGUAGCGUCGCGUGUGAAAAUUUGAACAAGGAUUCAUGUGCGUUUGCGGUGUCAUCAAGUGGGAAGCGUUGUGUGCUUGAGAAAAAUGUCCGAAGGAGCGGGGAAGAGGUGUUUGUUUGUAGUACCUCACAGAUUGAUACCGAUCAUGUCACAAACUGGAUCGAAAGUGACCGUUGCCUAGAGGCAUGUGGGCUUGACCGUAAUGUUCUAGGAAUCUCUUCUGACUCCCUUCUCGACUCGUGGUUCAUGCAAAAACUUUGCACUACUCAGUGUUACAAUGGUUGCCCCAACAUUGUUGAUCUCUAUUUCAAUCUUGCUGUUGGUGAAGGUGUGUAUUUGCCGAGCCUAUGCCAAACUCGAGGAGACAAUAAAAGAAGAGGGAUGAGUGAGAUUAGGAGCUCGGGCUAUGUUGCACCCGGACCAAUGGUGCCAGCAAAACUUAUGGCUAAUGGUUCCCCGGCCAUGGCCCCAUCUCCCACCGGUCCCUAUUAGCAUAACUUCAAGCUAGAACAAAGUAUUCGAUAUACGAUAUUAAUGGCGUGUUUGCAAGCUAUAGUCAUACUCAAAUAAGGAUGAUGUAUGCAGAAAUAAAGGUUAAGUUAUAGUUAUACUCAAAGAAGGAUGAUUUAUAGAGAAAUAAAGGUGUGAAAUUAUACAUUGUACGAAAGAUCAAUUAUAUUACUUGUAGUUGUUUGGGUUUUUUUUUCA